This is a messenger RNA of Suncus etruscus (white-toothed pygmy shrew), 1702 nucleotides long. RefSeq names its product spindlin 1 (gene SPIN1). Gene Ontology annotation, cellular component: cytosol; nucleoplasm. The record is from RefSeq and is a predicted model, not a curated record. Bases 252 to 1040 code for a protein of 262 amino acids. Lineage: Eukaryota; Metazoa; Chordata; Mammalia; Eulipotyphla; Soricidae. Gene Ontology annotation, biological process: regulation of DNA-templated transcription; gamete generation. The transcript is spliced from 6 exons.
GGCUCGGUGAGGGCCCGGGGCGGGCGGCGGGCGGGAUCGCGGCGGGGACGGCGGCGGCGGGCCCCGUGGCGGAGCUGCGGCCCAUGCAGAGUGCUUGUGAACUUUAUCUUUUUUUGAACUUCACCUAUUUUUUCUGACUCUUGGAUGAUGGAUUAAUAAGAAUACUGAAUUUCUUCAGCAGAUUUCAAGUUGGUUGCUAUUGAAUUUUCACCCUAGUCCAGCAGCAUUGCUGCUCACUUAAAUACAGAUGAAUGAAGACCCCAUUCGGGAAGACUCCUGGCCAGCGGUCCAGAGCUGAUGCAGGCCAUGCAGGUGUGUCUGCAAGCAUGAUGAAGAAAAGGACGUCCCACAAAAAACAUCGGAGCAGUGUGGGGCCCAGCAAGCCUGUUUCCCAGCCCCGAAGGAACAUCGUAGGCUGCAGGAUUCAGCAUGGGUGGAAAGAGGGGAAUGGCCCUGUUACACAGUGGAAAGGAACCGUUCUGGACCAGGUGCCUGUAAAUCCUUCUUUGUACCUUAUAAAGUACGAUGGAUUUGACUGUGUUUAUGGACUAGAACUCAAUAAAGAUGAAAGAGUUUCUGCCCUUGAAGUACUUCCUGAUAGAGUUGCAACUUCUAGGAUCAGCGAUGCACACCUGGCAGACACAAUGAUUGGCAAAGCUGUGGAGCACAUGUUUGAGACUGAAGAUGGUUCUAAAGACGAGUGGAGGGGAAUGGUGUUAGCACGUGCACCAAUAAUGAACACAUGGUUUUAUAUAACCUAUGAGAAAGAUCCUGUCUUGUACAUGUACCAGCUUUUAGACGAUUAUAAAGAAGGCGAUCUUCGCAUAAUGCCUGACUCUAAUGAUUCACCUCCAGCAGAAAGGGAACCAGGCGAAGUUGUGGACAGCCUGGUAGGCAAACAAGUGGAAUAUGCCAAAGAAGACGGCUCUAAAAGGACUGGCAUGGUCAUCCAUCAAGUAGAAGCCAAACCGUCUGUCUACUUCAUCAAGUUUGAUGACGAUUUCCAUAUCUAUGUCUACGAUUUGGUGAAAACAUCCUAGAUGUCAUCAUGAACUUGGCCAAAUUUGUGGAACUAUUAAAUGUAUAAUUUGUAGACAUAAAGACUUGAUUGCUUUCCAGUUUAAUGAAAGCUUAAAUGUCCCUGCGAACCCACAAUCUCUGCAGCAGAACUGGUUUUGUUCUGAGUAGUACAGAUUUAUGUGAACACAGCAUUUUGUGUAAGGAACUCCUUCCUCUUAAAAGAAGUCUGUUUGUUAGGAGGGGAGUUACGGGCAAGUUUGGUAAAAGUUCAGCUAGUAUACGUUUAAAACUGAUCAAUCUUAUCCAUCUUCCCCUUCAUUCUUAAGAACUCUCAUAUUCUGCUGCCACAAUGCAAGCAUAGUUUGGUAUUUUUGUUACUGCCUUUUUGAGAUAUAUAUGUAUCUAUAUCUACCUAUUUAUCUAUAUAUCUGUGUGUUUACAUAUAUGAUGUAUUAAUACGCACACAGAUCUGUACGCACACACAAAAAUCAUUUGGCAGUCUUUUGUGGAUUGGGACAAGGGUUAAAUAAUCUCCAGUUUAACAGGAGUGCUUGACCCAAGUCAGUCAAAAUUUACUAUAUUACUGCUAUUUAUUUAAAAUGAAUUUGGGCAUAUAAAGAUGUUUAGCUUGUUUUGAAAGUCAGGUUCAGAGCACCUUUUCAAUCUGGAGGCUUUAAAUCAG